Messenger RNA from Labeo rohita (rohu), 3088 nucleotides. RefSeq names its product GTPase IMAP family member 7. Gene Ontology annotation, molecular function: GTP binding. Lineage: Eukaryota; Metazoa; Chordata; Actinopteri; Cypriniformes; Cyprinidae. The coding region runs from base 160 to 1860 and encodes 566 amino acids. The transcript is spliced from 3 exons. The record is from RefSeq and is a predicted model, not a curated record.
CUAAGCAAAAGUAAAACUAAACUCAACAGCUGCUGUUCUCUCAGUUUUUCUUUUGACCAAGACCUCUAUAAAUUUCAUUUACAGUCUGUGAUUUAUUAUUGUUUUGUACUUAUUUGAAGCAUUUUUCUUGUGAUCUGUCUGGAGUAUAGUUAAGUAAAAAUGUCGGAGGGACCUUCAGCACCUACACAGAUACCAGCGAUCAGCUCCAGUCCAGAUGAUUCAGUGAUCCGGAUUCUUCUGAUGGGAAGAAACGGUUCCGGGAAAAGCUCAUCUGGAAACACUAUACUGGGAGAAAAGAGGUUUAACAUCCAAAAACAUAAGAGUAAACAUCAGUCUGAAGUUUGUGAGGGUCAAACUCAGAUUGGUGGGAAGCAGGUGGCUGUGAUUGAGUGUCCAGAUCUACUGGAUCCAGAUCUGAAUGAAGAGCAGCUGGAGAAGAUGAAAGAGCAGCUGGUCUCUCGAUGUUCAGCAGGUCUCAGUGCAGUUCUGCUCACCGUUCCUCUAGAGGAACCUGUUGAAAAUGAAGAAGAGAUCUUGGAUUAUAUGAAGUGUUUAUUUGGUCCUGAAGUUCAGAAAUACAUCAUGAUUCUGUUCACACAUGAAGAUGAUCUGGAGGAUCUGGAUCAGACCAUUGAGGAAUAUCUGAAACAGAAAGAUCAUGCGGAUCUCCAGCAUCUGGUGACAGAAUGUGAGGGAAAAUUUCACUCUUUCAAUAACAAAAGUAAAUCAGAUUGUCAGAAGCAAGAACUACUGCACAAGAUUGAAGAAAUGAUGGUGAAGAAUGGAAGGAGAUUUAUCAUGAAACAAAUGAGGAGGAGAUCAAGCAUGGAUGUUCCUGGUGUCACGUUUUCAGGAGAGUCUCCAGCUGAAGAUCCAGACGAGACUGAUGUAAUUCCUGACAGUAAAGACCAGAUCAGACUGGUUCUGCUGGGAAAAACUGGAGCUGGGAAAAGUGCCACUGGAAACACCAUCAUCGGCAGAAACGUGUUCCAAACUUCAGCCAGUUCAAAGUCUGAAACUAAACAGUGUCAGUCAGAAACUAGAGUGAGGUUUGGUAAAGAAAUAGCAGUGAUUGACACACCUGGACUUUAUGAUACUAAACUCAGUGAAGAUGAGAUUAAAACAAAGAUAGGGGAAUGCAUAACAUUCACUUCUCCUGGACCACACGCUUUUAUUAUUGUGAUUAAAGUGGGUCGAUUCACUGAGGAGGAGAAAAAUACAGUAAAGAAACUUAAAGAAGUGUUCGGAGAACAGAUGGUAAAAUAUUCCAUGAUCCUCUUCACUCAAGAAAAACAGCUAAAGAAGAAAAAUCUAACAAUUGAGCAAUAUCUAGAAGAAGGUGAACCAGCUCUUAAAGAACUUGUAGAGAGUUGUGGGAACAGAUACUUCUGUCUGGACAAUGAGUUUCCCAGUUUCCCACAGUUCAAAGAUCUGAUCAGGAACAUAGAGACGAUGAUGGCAGAGAAUGGACACUUUUCAAAUAAGAUGUUUGAGGAAGCGGAGAAAUGCAUUCAGGAGAUUCAGAAGCAGAAACUCAAUGAGAAAGAAAAGCGGUUCAAACAGAAGCACAAACGAGUCAAACAAUCAGAAUGGCAGAAAAUGUACUGGCGUUUAGCAGAGGAGUCACGACGUGAGGCUAAGAAAACUUUUUCUGACUCGUUCAUGGCAGAACUUCUAAUGCAUCCUCAUGUAAAAGGAUCAGAUAUACGUGAAGCACUGGAGCAGGUGGUGACCCUUGAAGAGAAAGAGAGCACCAUAAAGGAGGCUCAGCUCGAAGGAUUCAGACAUGCAGUGGCCGUUCAACUCGCAAUCACUGCCACACGGAAACUAGUAAAACAGAAAAUGUGUUCAGUUCAGUGAAAAAGACAAAAGACAUGUUUGGCCUAAACAAUCUUUGUGUCCACAUCUAUAACAUUUCCUAUCCACUGUUUUAUCUUUUUCUCUGCAGGUCACAAACAUAUGAAAAUCACCUGUGAAACGUGUGGUUUUGGAACAUUUUUCAUGUGAAUCCCAUGUGAAUUCCCAUAUGAAACUCAUGAGAUCACAUGUGAAACGCCUGUAAAUUCCCAUGGGAUAAUAUGUGAAUGCCAUGUGAAAUGUAUAUUAUAAACCUGCUUGUGUUGCAAUCCUGUGAUUGUGAAAUGACUAAUAACUCUGCAUCUGGUCAAUAUUUUACUCGUACACCAUAUACAACUCAAUAAAUAUGUAAUCCUGUUUAAGACCUCAGUUGUAUAGUAAAAUUCCACUCCAAGUUUUAUUGAGCAAUCCUUACACUAUUCAUAUUAUGAAGAACUUAAAAUGAUACAGUCUAAUUAAGCAUUUGUAUAAAUUGUAAAGAGAUGAAAAAUGAAAAUUCUGUCAUUAAUUACUCACCCUCAUGUUGUUCCAAACUCAGAAAUUUGAAAUUCAAGAGCUUUCUGACCUGCUUAGACAGUAGUGCAACUGAAACUGAACUGAGCUGGAUGACGACAUCACUGAAUCAGUGAUGAAUUUGUAACACUGUCACACAGGACUCAUGUUUUAACCUUCUCAAUAUAUUGUAAUGAUUUUAUGUAUAUUUGUGUUUUAAUAGGUUUUCAUGUUGUCUUAGCCAUUGUAUUCCUCUUAAACAUUUUAAUGUGUAUGUCUUGAAGACACUCUGGGUCUGCCUGUCAUGUGACUCAUCACAUGACAGGAAACAGGAACUGAACCUAUAAAGGAGGCAGCAUGGCAAACAAUCAGGGUCAUUGACCAAACAAUACACACUGGAUUGAGGAGUUUUAAGGAUUUACCAUUCCAGCAUCACCCGUGUCUUGGAUUAUCACUUUUGUUGGACUGUAUAGUCAAGUCAAGUCAAGUCACCUUUAUUUAUAUACCGCCUUUAACAAUACAGAAUUGUGACAAGGCGGCUGUACAGUAUUAAAUAGGAAACAGUACAUCAACAAUGCCAAAGGCAACAUUAAACACUCACAUUAUAGGUAAAGGUAGUUAAUCAAAAACAAUAAAAUAAAAUGCAAUAUUGUGUUAAGAGAAAGUGUCCCCAACUAAGCAAGCCAGAGGCGACAGCGGCAAGGAACCAAAACUCCAUCGGUGACAAAUGGAGAAAAAA